Messenger RNA from Fusarium mangiferae, 1287 nucleotides. RefSeq names its product Transcription factor IWS1. The coding region runs from base 1 to 1287 and encodes 428 amino acids. The record is from RefSeq and is a predicted model, not a curated record. NCBI's taxonomy places the organism in Eukaryota, Fungi, Ascomycota, Sordariomycetes, Hypocreales, Nectriaceae. Gene Ontology annotation, biological process: poly(A)+ mRNA export from nucleus. The transcript is spliced from 3 exons. Gene Ontology annotation, cellular component: nucleus.
AUGUCGGAAAGGGAUUCCCCCAUUGGCGAGCAUGCCAAUGAGCCUGUCAACGAUGGCCAAGAGCAAGAAUACGAAGAUGCCGUCACCGCCGCUGAUUCUGAUCGCGACUCCGAUGCGCUGUCCGAGGUAGACGAGGAUCAGUUCGAGGAUUACGACCCAGAAACGGCCAACAUCGAAGACCGUCCCGUCGACAUUGACGAAGAUGUUGCUCGCACAUUGAAAGCUACAAAGCGAAAGCGCGCAGACGGAGAGGCCCCAAAGAAACCACGUGAAGGUCGCCGAGAUAAGAAGCGCCGAGAUCGAGAUGAAGAUGUUGAUAUGGAUGAUGCAGAGGAUGGAGGCAAAAAGUCACGACGUUCAAGACGCGCUGCCGGUGAUGGAGAGCGACGUCAACGUUCUAAGCCUGCUAGUCCAGAGCCAGAGAAGGAAGAGAACUUGACACCGGCAGAGCGAAAGCAGCGAGAGCUUGACCGAAUGAUAGAUGCGGCAAUCAAGAAGCCAAGCGGUCUCAAGCGCAGGAAGAAGGAUGAGAUUGAUCUUGAGGACGAGAUUGAUGACCUUCUAGCGGAUCUCAAGGUACAGAUGGAGCAGGCUUGUCAGGCUGAUAACCAGGCUCGCGAGGCCGGCCAACCAGCUCUGCACAAGCUGAAGCUUCUCCCCGAGGUCACCGCUAUCUUGAACCGAAACAACGUCCAACAUGCCGUUCUGGACCCCGAUACGAACUUUUUGCAGCACGUAAAGUUCUUCUUGGAGCCUCUGAACGACGGCUCUCUUCCAGCGUACAACAUUCAACGCGACAUCUUCAACGCUCUCGCCAAGAUGAACAUCGAGAAAGAGGCACUCCUCAGCAGCGGUAUCGGAAGAGUGGUGGUGUUCUAUACUCGUAGCAAGAAGCCCGAACCCAGUAUCAAGAGAAUUGCUACACGACUCCUGGGAGAAUGGAGUCGACCUAUCCUGAAACGAACCGACGAUUACAAGAAGCGCCAGAUCGAGACCCGUGACUACGAUUAUGAAUCUGCCAAGAUGGCACAACGCCAGAAGACAAGCUCUCAAUUCAGCCUUUCCCAGCGUCCUGCCGUCAACGCCAAGGAUGCUGAGCGCGAACGUCUACUGGCCCCAUCACGAGGUAACAACUCGGCGCGUAUGGUCAACUUGCCUUCGAGCUACACUGUUGCUCCCCAGAGCACCUUUAUGGGCUCGCAAAACUCCAGCCAUCGUCCCCUUGGUGCAGGUGGUAUGGAAGCUUUCCGCAAGAUGGCCCAGAAGAGCAAGAAGCGGGCUAACUAA